ACAUUAUAAUGAGAAGCCCAGGACUUUGUACGCUUGCUAAGUGGAGAGUAAGGAAGGGGAGGUAACUGAGAAGGGAGAGAAGGUUUCUGUUGGGGCCUUUGGUAGAGGGGGUGGAGCAAGAGUCCAGUCCUACAGGUAAGCUCACCUAUCAGUCCAGCUGAGGGGGGGGGGUGUGGGGCCAGGCUGGUCAGAGGUAGACAGGAAGGGAGCCAAAGGCUGGGUUGGGCCAGAUGCUGUUAGAGCUUUAACCAGUCGGUUCAGACUGGUUAAAGUUGCGGGCACACCAGUAGCAGGCUGGACUUGGGGCAGAGAGGAAGCAAGACAAUGGAGGGGAAGAUGCAGCCUGUGCUGUGGAUGCUCUGUGCUGUCUGGGUGACUGUCCAUGCCAUCUCUGUGGAAACCCCAAAGGAUGUUCUUCGGGCUGCUCGGGGAGAGAGUGUCACCCUUCCGUGUACCUACCAAACUUCCUCCCUCAACCGAGAAGGAUUUAUCCAGUGGGACAAGCUUCUAAGGAGUCAUACGGAAAGGGUAAUCACCUGGAUAUUUACGACCAAAAACUACAUCUACGGUGACCUUUACCUGAACCGUGUCAACCUGUCAGUCCAAGUCGAUCGGUCAGAUGCCUCUGUCACCAUCGAUAAGUUGACCAUGGAUGACAAUGGUACCUACGAGUGCUCCGUCUCUCUGAUGUCAGAUAUGGAGGGCACCUCCAAGUCCCGCGUCCGCCUCUUGGUCCUGGUGCCACCCUCCAACCCAGACUGCGGCAUCCAGGGAGAGACUGUGAUUGGGAACGACAUCCAGCUGACCUGCGAAUCCAAGGAGGGCUCCCCAGCCCCUCAGUACAGCUGGAAGAGCUAUGACGUGCUGAACCAGGAGCGUCAUCAGGUCACACCAGUCACAGGACAGAUCUUCUCUCUGAAGAACAUCUCCACAGAAAUGUCAGGUUACUAUGUCUGCACCAGUUCCAAUGAGGUGGGGAUACGGUCCUGCAACAUCACUCUGGCCGUCAGACCACCCUCCAUGAACGUGGCCCUGUACGCGGGCAUCGCGGGGGGCGUGGCGGCGGCCCUCAUCAUCAUCGGCGUCAUCGUCUACUGCUGCUGCUGCCGGGAGACCAGUAAGGCCGAGGACGCUGAGGUGGCGCGGCCGAAUCGGGCAGCUUACCAGGAGCCGCCAGAGCAGAUGAUAGAGCUUUCCAGAGAGCGGCAAGAGGAGGGAGAGGACGGCUACAGGGAUGAAGAUCCGAGUGACCCUGACCAGGAGUCCCCUGACCAAGCUGGCCAAUGACCGGGGCCUGCUACAGUCUGGGGGAGGGGAGGAUGGGGUCAUCACCCUACCUCUCCUUUCCAAACUGCGCUGUUCUGACCCUUCAUCCCCAUCAUUGAUGGGCUGCUUCUUCCCCAUGAUGGCUGCUGGAGGACUUGGCUUGGCCUGGCCGGGGGCAUCUCAAUUGUGACUGACACUGCCAGGGGCCCUCACCUGCAUGGUGGCCCUCCCAUUGCCACAUCUGGCUCAGGACCCACCCUCACCCUGGACCAGGCCUCGGUUUCCACCUCCCCAUGGUGCUACCACCCGUGAAUGUUCUACAAAUGCUCCUCAGGUGGGUGACAGCUGCCCUUGGCCACCUGUAUGCCCAGCACCCAAGGGAACAAACCUGGCAGAGGGUCUGCAUGCAAUACAUUUUUGUUGAAGGAAUGAAAGAAUAAAUGAGUACAUAAAGGAGUCCCUUUCUUUAUCCAACUUCAGUACAGACUCCUUGCUUUGGACCCAUGCUGGCCUGGCCUCAAGCUCCCUUUCCAGCUGCAUCUCCUACAACUUUCCUGAACAUUCCAGAGGCUCCCUGCAAGGGCCACCCCAGCUCCCACUGCCCACUCCUUUAUGGGGCUUUGCUUUCUGUUUGGCUGGGAGAGCCCAUGCAGCUCUCAUUUCCGCCUGUCAAAUCAUGCUUGGCCCUCUAGGCCCCUCUCAAAUCCCAGCAGACUCUAACCCUCUCCUGAAUGGCCACAUGUCUAAGGACAGUCUUGUUGUUUUGUCCCACAUCACAGGCUAUCUGGCACAGUUAACUGAGCAUGUCUCUCCCCCAUGUUAUAGUGUGAGUUCUGAGGGCAGGGCCUGGGCCUCACUCCUCCCCCAGAGGCCUUGUAGCCCACAGCCCUCCUAGCAGGUGCUCAGUCCAGCUUCAUUUGGGAAACUACUUUGAUAGGUUGGGCCUUCCCCUCUCUGGUCUCCCUGAUAGGAUUGUAGACCCAGAGAUGACUCUCACCCAAACCCACUUGCUAGUUUUGUGAACUAAGCAGGAGACAAUUUAAAUGAAUGCACACCCAUAGGAGCACACACAAGGGAGCUAGUUUGCAGCUGGCCCUGGGUUCUAAGGUUGUAGUGAUUCCUCUCAAGCCCAGAGCAACUGACAUGCCCACCUUUGCUUCCCGAAGCUUAACGCCUGCCCUGCCCUGCCUGUUCCUGGCUCUGCUUUGCUGCCUGGGCUGUCUUGCUCCCUCUCCCACAGCCUCUCCCCUGUUGGUGGAUUAUUUCUUGUGCUCCCAGGAGCUCAGCAAAGUCCUGGCUGUUUGGGUUUUGUGGCCUAGUGCUAGUCUCACCCAAAAGCAAUUUACUAGGAAGUAAACAUUGUCAUUUUUUUUUCUGGAUGAUCAGAAAAGCAAUUCUGUAUAUCUGUUGUCCAUCCGUGAUUUUUUAAAAUAUAUAUUUUAUAUCUUUUGUUAAAAUUUUUUUGCUUCAUUCAGAAUGUUGUCAGUAAUAAUAAAAUUGUCAGUGGGGAUUCUUAUUCCUUUUUUAAUGUGGGUUUUGUUCACACCAAGGUAGAGAUUGUGUUUCAUGGGUUUGUGUUGACCUACUGUGGGCCUCUUGAGCUUCCUGGGAGAGGUGAGGUGAGGUGAUGGAGUGGAGUGAGGAGAGCAGAGGGUCUGAUGGUGUGGGUCCCAUUGCUUGUGGCCACCAUAGGGUCAGGCAGUGUUGCCAAUGGUGGCUGGGGACAGGACAUAGUCUUGCCUAGUUGUAGAAGAAUAUUCUAGACACCUGCAGGGACAGGAAGACCGCACAGACUUGGGAGUCUGUGCACAUGUUUCAAGAAAGAUGGUGGAGAGGCUCCUGCCAGUUUUACCCUAAACGGCGCCUCUCCUGAAAGAAGAGGAAGCAACCCCAGCAGCUUGCUCUGCCAACUUGCUCUGUGACUGUCUCCUGCCACACGUUGCAGGUCCUCUCCUCCACGUCCUUUCCCAUGGUGCCCUUUGCUCCCAUCCCCCAUCCCCCCCCCAGCACCUGUCCCAUGGUACUGUCAUUACCAUGGUCUGUUUCCACCUAGGCCUGUAAGAUUCAUGAGGAUAGGAGCUGAAUCUUACCCAUGGCCUGGAUGUGUUGACACAAACUCGAUAAAUGUUCAUGGAAUGAAUGAUGUCUGGUAUCACCAUAUCCUGCCCAAGGCCACCUCCUAAUCCUCUAAAUACUCUGGGUGCCUUCCAGUCAUCCUGGUGCCAGGUUCUCCAGGCACGUUCUUGAGGGAGCUGUGGAAGGGAAGUGACCCCUUCCCCUAGUCCUGGCCUGGCUCACCUCUCUGCCUCUGGAAGGGCUCUGAAAGUUCAUCCACCUUAGCUCCAGUCUUGGGUAAGAAAAUGAAGGGGUUCUUAUUGUGGCUCAAUGGUAACAAACCCGACUAGGAACCAAAAGGUUUUGGGUUUGAUCCCUGGCCUCACUCAGUGGGUGAAGGAUCCGGCAUUGCAGUGAGCUGUGAUGUAAGUUGCAGACGUGGCUUGGAUCUGGUGUUGCUGUGGUGUAGACUGGCAGCUGCAGCUCUAAUUUCACCCCUAGCCUGAGAACUUCCAUAUGCCAUGGGUGUGGCCCUAAAAAGACAGACAGACAGAAAGAAGGGAAGAAAGGAAAAAAGAAAGAAAAUGAGCGCAAUCAGGAUCCAUGGCAUUAAUUCAGCAACAGAUAUUUUGUGAGCUUCAAAGAAGAGGUGAUAUAUGGGCUGCAUCUUGAAGGAAAAUGAGGACCUUUAUGAGUGGAAAGGGGGUGCUGCUGACCCUUCUGCCCUCCCUUUCAGGGCUUUAUUACUUGGGUCUCGAAUCACCUUAUCAGUUGAUGAGACUGCACUCUCCUGUUAAAUUUAUUUCAAUUGAGCAUCCUUUCUAUAGAGACCUACUUAUCAAAAUAAAGAAAUGGUCCAGGCAGUUCAUCUGACUGUAGAGUUGGAGGGGAGGUCUCUCUUUUAAAAAUUUGACUUUUAUCACAUGCGUUGGUUUUUAGGUGUGGUGCUUAUCUUUGUAUUUGAGUUUUCUUGUUAAUACAGCUGACUUUGAAGAACACAGGUUUGAACUACAUGGGUCCACUUCUAUGAAGAGUUUUUUCAACAAAUACAUUGGAAAAUUUUGGGGAGAUUUAUGACAACUUGAAAAACUUGCAGACAAACUACAUAGCCUAGAAAUAGCAAAAAAAAAAAA
Molecule: messenger RNA, 4454 nt
Organism: Sus scrofa (pig)
Lineage: Eukaryota; Metazoa; Chordata; Mammalia; Artiodactyla; Suidae
Gene: GPA33
Product: glycoprotein A33
Cellular component (GO): plasma membrane
Source: RefSeq, a predicted model, not a curated record